UCGAAGAGAAGAAGAAGAAAGAAGGGAGCGGAAGAACUGUUGUGCACGUAGCACAAAAGCCGCGGCAUAUCGAAGUCUGGGAACGGAUAGUUGCGUGCUUACAUAAAUAAAUUACACAGCACUGCUGCUUUUCUAUAUUUUUAAAGUAUCGUGUUUUGUAAAGCUCGAGUCCCACAUUGUUAGCUCGCAUACUUGCUAACUAGCGUUAGCGAACUAGCUAAAACUGCUAGCACGUUUAUCGCCAUUUUGCGCAUUCAACAGCCCAAGACCUUCGCCAGCAGCGAGGUGUUGAAUUCAGUAGCAUGGCAGAGGCAGACCGACCAGGGAAGCUCUUCAUCGGUGGACUGAACACCGAGACCACCGAGAAGGCCCUGGAGCAGUACUUCAGUAAAUAUGGCAGGAUUGUCGAAGUUCUUUUGAUGAAAGAUCGCGAAACAAACAAAUCAAGAGGCUUCGCUUUUGUUACUUUUGAAAGUCCGGCUGAUGCAAAGGAUGCAGCGCGUGAGAUGAAUGGAAAGUCUCUUGAUGGCAAGCCUAUCAAAGUGGAGCAAGCAACAAAGCCCCAGUUUGAGAGUGCUGGCAGGCGAGGACCUCCGCCCAUGCACUCCCGCAGCCGUGGUCCACCCAGGGGCCCCCGUGGUUCCAGGGGAGGCCCUGGCAGUAUGAGGGGCCCACCAUCCAGAGACUACUAUGAUAAUUCAGGGAAUGUAGAACCCUUCUUUAAAGGGAUGUCAUCCAGAGGCCCCCCUCCGAUGAAGAGAGGACCCCCAGUUCGUAAUGGAGGUCCCCCACCCAAGAGGUCUGCCCCAUCUGGUCCCAUGAGCAGAACCCCCAUGUCAAGAGACAGGGAUCCCUAUGGUCCACCCCCUCCUCGCAGAGACUCCAUGAUGUCCAGGAGGGAUGAUUAUCCAUCACCAAGAGAUGAUCAUUACAACUCCAAAGACAGCUACUCCAGCCGGGAUUACAAUUCCAGAGAUUCGAGGGACUACGGCCCUCCUCAGAGAGAUUAUUCAUACAGAGAAUACUCCAAUUCCAGCUCCCGAGAUGACUAUGGCUCGAUGUCGAGGGGAUACAGUGACCGUGAUGGUUAUGGGGGAGGCCGGGAACCCAGAAGCUAUAUGGAUCGUUCAAGUGGUGGCUCCUACAGAGAUUCAUAUGAUGGUUACGGUAACUCUCGAAGCGCCCCACCUUCACGGGGCCCCCCACCAUCCUAUGGUGGGAGCAGUGGAAGCAGUCGUUACGAUGACUAUGGCAGCAGUUCCCGGGAUGGCUAUGGCAGUCGUGACAGUUACCCCAGCAGUCGGAGUGACCCAUAUCCACCUAGCCGUGGUGAGCGAAUGGGCAGGCAGGAGAGGGGCCCAGCUCCCCCUGUUGAGAGAGGCUACCCUCCUCGUGAUUCGUACAGCAGCUCAAGUCGUGGAGGGCCACGUGGUGGCCGUGGUGGCAAUCGACCCGAUAGAGGGAUGGCUCGCAGCAGAUACUGAACUGGACUUGGAAAUCACAUUAAAGCAAACGUUAGUCUCCGUGCACAGUUAACACUUGUUUUGGAAGAGCUCUGACGAGACAAACUAUCCAUGUCUAAAUCUGUGGAAUAUAAGGCUUAGCUUUGAAUUGUAUUUUGACUUUCCCAGUUUUUUUUUUUUUAAUGUGUAAAAGUUAUUUUGUUUUUUUUUUUUUUUAGUAUUUCUCUUGCUCAUGUAACAGUACAGUUACCAAGUUAGUGUUAGUUUUUGUACACUCAGUGCUGUUGGAAUCUGCAAUGCCCUAUCAGUCUGGCUUUCCUACUCUAAUAAAGCUUUUAGUUGUACCAUGACCACUGCUCAUCGAUUUCUCAAAACAAGACCAGAGACGGUAACACGAAUGUCAAGUUACAACCUGAUCUCCUUUACAAAGUUCUCUGCAAAGCAUAGGUGAGUCUCUGCUCGUGCUUUAUAAAUAGUCAAAUGACUUGAGUUCCUUCUUAACACAAAUGUGCCAUCAACUGGACGCUGCUGUUUUCAAGGGUUAGGCAAAUGUUACUGUCAAAAUGUUCCAAUGUAGUUUCCUUGGAAAUGGAUCCAUCACCCUAGAGCCAUUCGAUGGCAUGCAACGACAAAACCAAAGGCAACAACAACCAAAUGCAACUCGACUGGUAGUCAACAGCUGGUAAGCAAAGCAAACCUCUUUGUUUCUCAUCUGUAAAUGAGUUUCUCAUUGUCCUGUAUUGCAAUCUCCCCUCAAAGCGUGAUACUCGACAACUUUUCCCUUCAGAGGACAAAAGAAAAAAGGAAGUCAACUGAAGGUGCCUUUUUCAUGUUAAUCCGUUGUCAUCAGCUAACAUUGUCAAAAGUGCAGCAACAUCCCAAGAAGUUUCGUCCCUUGUCAGCAAUGAAAGUGUAACUGCCAUUUUGCCAACUGAGCCCUCAAAAUGACCCUUUUUUGCCUAACCAAUCGUCCAACCUCAGUAAAAUGAUUGGCAACAGUGCUUUUUUUUAAAUUCCCAAGUAAAAAAAUAUCCCAAGUAUUGGUAAGAACUUUUUCUUGGUGAAAAUUAAGAGCCAUUUUUAAUUGAAGAGCCAUUUUCUCAGUAUCAAAACCUGUUCCACAAGCAUGCCAAUCCAAACAAUGGAGACCUCUGGAAGAACACCACCGUCCUAACUGCAAAACUGGAAACAAUCGCUGAAGCAAAUUCACAGUCGGACCGAGGACUAUAAAACCAUUUUCAGAUGUUUCAUGAAUACAUGAUCAAAAGAAGGGCAACAUGUUAAUUGUAUGUUCUCAUUGCAGGAUGACAGCCGCUCCAAGGCAACUGCCCUUGCAACGUAACCUGAAUGUGUCCGCAAGUUGUUGGACCAAUGAGACCACAGUGCACCAGUGUGGGUACAUCCACCAGGCUGAUUGUAGUGCAGAUGCUGGCACAGGCUUCUGUUGAGAGCUGGUUGAAUCUUCAAGUGGAGAUGUGAGUUGAAAGUUGGAAGAACUCAGGCUGAAGAUUUGCUCAAUUGAAAGUGUUUCUGGUGUUUUCAAUAAAGACUUUGAAAGGA
Molecule: messenger RNA, 3023 nt
Organism: Epinephelus lanceolatus (giant grouper)
Lineage: Eukaryota; Metazoa; Chordata; Actinopteri; Perciformes; Serranidae
Gene: rbmx
Product: RNA binding motif protein X-linked
Molecular function (GO): RNA binding
Source: RefSeq, a predicted model, not a curated record